Molecule: messenger RNA, 2583 nt
Organism: Coffea eugenioides
Lineage: Eukaryota; Viridiplantae; Streptophyta; Magnoliopsida; Gentianales; Rubiaceae
Product: probable serine/threonine-protein kinase abkC
Exons: 5
Coding region: 358-2280 (640 amino acids)
Source: RefSeq, a predicted model, not a curated record
UUCGCCGCCGCCCAGCUUGAAUACUAUUCUCGGCCUAGGUCUUACACCCAAAAAGAAGAAAGAACCAUAGCUGAGUUGUCCGAGUCAAAAAGAAACUUUCUUUCAAGUAUCAACGUAGACAAGAAGAUAUAGAAACUAAAUAAAUAAAUAAAUCCAGAGACCUAAUAAUAGAAGUAAUACAGAAGUGGAAUAUUAUUGGGCAGAAAAUCCAUAUGUUUUUCCUUAAUUCUGGGAGGGUUUAGUUUUUGUUUAUGGUUCAAAUAUAUCGUCCGCCGCCGAUAAUCCUCCGUAGAAAAUGCUCGUCGCCGAUCUUAGCCUCCUCUGCCGCCGCAGCUGUAGCCGCUCCUUAGACCUCUCAUGUCUUCAUUCGUUUACCGUCUCUUCGCCAUGUCAAGAUUCUUGACGGUUAGAAGUGUUAAGAGAGUUGUGCAAUCUGUACGUCAGAAUCAGUCGACCAUUAUAUACUCUGAUGGGUUGCAAUAUGGACCACUUUUUAGACCAGGAUUAUAUUCACAUAAUUAUAGACUAUAUUCACAGUACGGGCUUCCUGCUAGGAGACCAGUUUCAUCUUCAUUGUGGGGAGCUAGAAAUCAGACCCAUAGCGGGUUUGUCAAGAAGUUUUCAGCAGUGUCACCUGGUAGGACACUAGCACAGCGUGCCCAACUUGCUUGGAAAAGUUUUGUCCGGAGACCUUCCUGCAAUACAGGAACUCCACAGCCAAUCAGUCGGAUUGCUCAGGCAGUUAGCUUAGCAUUGAGCCGCUCUUAUGUGGUUAUGCCUGGAAUGUUCGCCUUGGCUUUUGGAAGAAAUUUAGCAUGGGCACAAGCCCCUGUAGACGUGGAUUUCUUUCAGCCAAGGAAUACAAUAUACAUGCGGGCUCAGGAUGGGCAUAUUUUUGUUGUCAAAGUGGUCCUUGCUGUAUUACAAGGGAUUGUUUUGUUGCUUCGCGCCCUGUAUCUGGCGAUUUUGUUUUCACCAAGCAUUUCCAUGGCUCCGUUUGUGGAUUAUUUUGGGCCUCGGUACAGGAAAGUGUGGCUUCAGCUUGUCCAUCAAACGCUGGAAAGGGCAGGUCCUGCUUUCAUAAAAUGGGGUCAGUGGGCUGCUUCACGGCCAGAUCUUUUUCCCAGAGAUUUAUGUGCUGAGCUUUCCAAGCUUCACACCAAAGCACCCGAACAUAGCUUUGCAUACACUAAAAAGACUAUUGAAAGGGCUUUUGGCCGAAAGCUAACUGAAAUCUUUGAUGACUUUGAGGAAGUACCUGUAGCAUCUGGAAGUAUUGCUCAGGUGCACCGAGCUUCUUUGAAGUAUCGGUAUCGUGGUCGUCACAACAAGCCUAUGAUGGUAGCUGUGAAGGUGAGACAUCCUGGAGUUGGUGAAUCAAUUAAAAGAGAUUUUGAGAUAAUCAACAAAGUGGCAAAAUUAUCAAAAUUCAUUCCGGCACUAAAUUGGUUGAGAUUGGAUGAGAGUGUUCAGCAAUUUGCAGUUUUUAUGAUGUCUCAAGUUGAUCUUGCAAGAGAAGCUGCCCAUCUCAGCCGCUUCAUUUAUAAUUUUCGCAGAUGGAAGGAUGUCUCUUUCCCAAAGCCUGUGUAUCCACUGGUGCAUCCUGCUGUGUUGGUGGAAACCUUUGAGCAAGGGGAAUGUGUUUCACACUAUGUUGACGAGAUUGUGGGGCAUGAACGACUUAAAAGUUCACUUGCUCACAUCGGAACUCAUGCACUACUGAAAAUGCUUCUGGUAGACAACUUCAUUCAUGCUGACAUGCAUCCUGGAAACAUCCUUGUUAGGGAGGCUCAGACCAAGCCUUCUCGGAAGCGCCUUUUCAAGUCAAAGCCUCAUGUUAUUUUCCUUGAUGUAGGAAUGACUGCUGAGCUUUCUAAAAGUGAUCGAAGUAAUCUAUUAGAGUUUUUCAAGGCUGUUGCUCGUCGGGAUGGUCAAACAGCAGCAGAGUGCACACUAAGAUUAUCAAAAAAACAGAAUUGUCCCAGCCCACAGGACUUUAUCCAGGAAGUGAAAGAGUCGUUUGAUUUUUGGGGUACUCCAGAAGGUGAUUUGGUUCAUCCGGCUGAUUGCAUGCAGCAUUUACUUGAGCAAGUUCGGCGUCAUAGAGUAAACAUCGAUGGCAAUGUGUGCACAGUCAUGGUUACAACUUUGGUUCUUGAGGGUUGGCAGCGAAAGCUAGAUCCUGAUUAUGAUGUAAUGCAUACACUUCAGACGCUACUACUCAAAGCGGACUGGGCAAAGUCACUCUCUUACACGAUUGAAGGACUCAUGGCUCCUUAAGGAAAUCUCUAACCGCUGCUAUGGUUACAUAGCAAUUCUUUUGAUCGCAUAGAACUUCAGUAAUGUAUACCAUCUCACAGCGUACUAGUAUUCUUCUUGCGUGUAUCUACUUAGACCUGUUCCAACUAGACUCCCCUUGCGCUGCGUCACAAAUUUUGCAAUUGGAAAUUUUGUCUUUGUAUUCAUAAAUUUUUGUUUUCAAAGAUACUACCUCGAGAGGCAAAGCUUCAAGAUUCCCUGCUCACGAGACGAGAGACGAGACACAAGAUGUGAAGAAAUAAAUUGAAUUCCUUUAUUUUUUUA